AUGAGUCGUCAUCCAGAAGUGAAGUGGGCCGAGACUACUGAGAAGAUCUUCCUCACCGUUGUAUUAGCGGAUACUAAGGACGCAAAAGUUGAUCUAAAACCAGAAGGUGUCUUUGAUUUCUCUGCAAAAGCUGGUCCAGAAGACCACGUUUAUGAACUUAAUCUCGAACUUCACGAUAAAGUCAAUGUUGAGGAAAGCAAGAUCAGCAUUGGAGCAAGAAGCAUCGUGUGCAUAAUAGAGAAAGCAGAGCCAGAAAGGUGGGAUAAGCUACUCCGUGGAGGGAAAGCGCCACACUAUGUCAAGGUUGACUGGGACAAGUGGGUAGAUGAGGAUGAAGAAGGCAACGCUGGUGCCGGAGAUAUGGAUAUGGGAGGAAUGGGAGGAAUGGGUGGAAUGGAUAUCUCGAACUUUGGUGGAGGAAUGGGUGGUAUGGGUGGUCUUGAAGGCCUAGGUGGCAUGGGUGGUAUGGGUGGUAUGGCCGGACUCGAAGGCAUGAUGGGUGGUAUGGGAGGUAUGGGUGGUAUGGGAGGAGGAAUGGGAGGAAUGGGUGAUAUGGGUGACUUUGAAGACAGUGAUGACGAAGGAGAAACCGCAAUACCAGGAGACAAGAAAGACGGAGAAGCCGUUAAGGAAGAAGCGAAACCAGUAGCGGUAGAGCAAACGACACCAGCAGCUGUUAAGGAAGUCAAGUGA
This is a messenger RNA of Microthlaspi erraticum, 693 nucleotides long. The record is from the annotation of a GenBank genome assembly. NCBI's taxonomy places the organism in Eukaryota, Viridiplantae, Streptophyta, Magnoliopsida, Brassicales, Brassicaceae.